AUGGCACGAGCAACUCUGCUCUUCCUAGUCGUAGCGCUCGUAGCGCUAUCAUUUACUCCACGGGUAGCGGCCUUUGGAGCGGGUAACAUCCCAGGAUACUCUUAUCUUGAGGAGAAGGCUUUCAGACAUGGUGAUAUUGAAGAUGUUAUUGCAAAUCUGAUGAAAGCUGCUGGCGGUGGUUUCUUAUCUAGGGGAACUAAAUUUACCCCUCUCGACGUGAAGAGAGUUUACUUUGGAAAUUGGUUGCGAGAUUAUUCCCAGGCAGUUGACGUUGGUGCGCUCAAGAAGACCAACCUGCAAACCAUCUUGAAUGUAGUCAUGGUUCUUGGGUUCUUAGGCCUUGGUUACGCCACCGGUGAAUUCGAAGUAACGGCAGAGAGAUUAGGAUGUUAUCUUCCCACAGAGCAUAUCGAUAAUCCAAAGGGAUAUGCCGAAGGUGAAGAUGCUAGACAAUACGAUAACAGAUUACGAGGUCCAGUUGAUCCUCGAGAGUUGGAGAUUGAUAUUCAAACUGGUAUGAAGAAUUACAUUGCAAAUGAGCAUGGUGGUUGGGCUACAUCGAAAGCUUUGGUUAGACAAAGACUUCAAGAAGUCAUCCAUUACGGUAGAACUUUCCGAUCAACCGACAACAAGGCAGAUUCUUAUCAAGCUUUCCAAUUGCUCGGCAGAGCUCUUCAUACCUUGGAGGACUUCACUGCUCAUUCAAACUGGUGUGAGCUUGCUCUUAUAUCCCUGGGAUACAACAAUGUUUUCCCCCACGUUGGCAGAAAUACCCAAAUUCAAGCUCCUAACGGUAAACGAGUCUUCCCUCUUGUCACUGGUACUUUUGGUGGAGCAGAUUUCAUCCAUUCGGUCAUGGGCGAAGCUACCGAUCAUCUCAGUCAACAAUCCGUCUCUGAUCUUACCAAGCAAAUGACCAAUGCUCGAUCGAUCUCAGAAGGUCAAUCCAGCUCUGCUGAUACCCUUCGACAACUUUUCUUCUCUCUUCCUGGAAGCGACGGAAGCGACAUGACCAGGGAAAUGGAUGGCAUUCAAAACAUGCGAGCCGGUCAACCAGGUGGUCUCGACCCUUCUAAUAUGUCCCCUCAAGAACUGCACGAUACGCUCUGGAAGAUCUUGAGUUUCCGAGACUCGGUGAUGAAGAGAAUCGAGAACACCAUUGAUCGAAUUCCUGGACUUUCCGGUGUUGUCGAGAAGAUCUCCAACUCCGUCUCUGUAUUCAUCAUCACGACUCUUGAGCCCUUCGUCAAACCGCUUGUGGGGACUGCAACCUCAGCUCUAGGUCAAACAUCUCAAGCCGUUAUUGAUUCUCAUGAUCAGUAUGAGGUCUGGAACGACCCAUAUGCAUCUGAUCCUACUCACUCUUUCUUGUCAAAGGAUCACUUCGGACUCAUUCUCAAUCAACCUGCUGGUGAGAUCGCUCAGAUAAUCGUGGAGUUCACAGUCAAGCUUGUCGUUCAGGCAUGGGACAACAACAGUAUGCCUGUCGAGCAGGUUACCGAACCUGUCCUAGAGGCUUUAUUCCACCCUGACUUCCACAAUGGGCGAUCUGAGAUCCAGAAACGGAUGCUUGAUAAGAUGCGAAAUUGGAUCGACACCGUUCACAACAAGAACGAAAUCUUGAACCGAUUGACUUCUGAUAAAGUCAAAUCUGGUGGUAACAAGCGAAUCGGAGAUACAUCUCAAGCUACGGGUCACGUACACAACCAAAUGCUACCUGAAGGUGGAUUACAACAAGUUGUAGCAUCUCAUAACAUUCAUGUGCCUGGUGCGCAAUACCUGAAUGCUGGACAAGAUUUAGUGUCUGGUAAAAUGCCAUGGGAUCAAGGCUUUGGCUCCGGCGGACAAAAUGCUUGGCGAGGAAUUGACCCCAAUGCGCCUGAUAACGGUAACAACGGACAAGCUUCAAGCUUCUACAACGAUAAUCAAAAUCAAAAUCAAUAUGCUGCCACACAAUCUUAUCAACCUCCCCCUCAGCAAUCAUACGGAAGUCAAGAUGGCCACGCUUCCUCUUUCUACGGAGAGAACAAUUCUCAGGGAUCCGGAUACGGCGGUAACAGCGCUGGUAGAUUUGAUGCUCCUCCCCGUCAAGAGUUCAAUCCCCCAUCAUAUCAUCACUCCGCACCACCUCAAGAUUCAUAUGCUGGUCCACCAGGAGAUGGAUAUCCAGGACAACAUGGACAUCACGGUCAGCAUGGUGGUCAUGGCGGUCCUCCCCCGCCACCUGGAGGAUAUGGAGGACCUCCUCCGCCUCACGGCGGAUACGGCGGUCAGCCCACGUAUGGAGAGCAGAUGUCUCAAGGAGGGCAUCACGGUCAAGGUCAAUGGGGUCAACAACAACCCCCCUAUGGUGGACCUCCUGGCGGGUGGCAGUGA
Molecule: messenger RNA, 2376 nt
Organism: Kwoniella shivajii
Lineage: Eukaryota; Fungi; Basidiomycota; Tremellomycetes; Tremellales; Cryptococcaceae
Exons: 13
Coding region: 1-2376 (791 amino acids)
Source: RefSeq, a predicted model, not a curated record